Auanema sp. JU1783 is the source of this 696-nucleotide messenger RNA. NCBI's taxonomy places the organism in Eukaryota, Metazoa, Nematoda, Chromadorea, Rhabditida, Rhabditidae. The record is from the annotation of a GenBank genome assembly.
AUGAAAUCAGCGAAGGUUGGAGUCGCUCGUCAAAUAGAAAAAAAAGAGAAACCGGUAGCAUCCGGGAGAAAAUCAUCAACAUCAUCCAAAGGAACUUUACAUUCCGCAAGAAGCAAUGAAGAUAAAGAAAUCUAUACAAGGAAGGAACUCAAGGAGUACCGUCAAUUGUUUAAUAUGUUUGAUACAGAUGGUUCAGGAGCUAUUGGAAAUGAAGAAUUGAAACAAGCAAUGUUAAGUAUUGGUAUGCACGCCAAUGAGUCAGAAAUCGACAAUGUUAUACGCGAGGUUGAUGCAGACGGUAAUGGAGAAAUAGAUUUUGAAGAGUUCUGUGCUUGCAUGAAAAAAUCUCAGAGCAUAGUGAAAUCCACCAAUGAAGAGCUGAUAAAGGAAUGCUUCGAGAUUUUUGAUCAAGACCGAAAUGGGAUCAUCACAGAAAAUGAAUUUAAAUAUGUGGCCAAAGAGUUUGGAGAUUUUAACGAUGAACUAGCCGAAAAAGUGUUUCGCGAAUUAGAUGUAUCAGCCAACGGGCAUUUAUCAGCUGACCAAUUUGCUACUAUUGUAGAAGACUACUUGCUGUCAGAACCGUUUCCCCGAUUAGAAGAAAUGCAGAUGUUACGCAUCAGUAACCAUCCAGAUGCUGAGAAAAGCUCACAGAGGGACAAUUCCGAUCGAAUCAGUUUAGUCAGGCAUAAAUAA